Molecule: messenger RNA, 2235 nt
Organism: Cornus florida
Lineage: Eukaryota; Viridiplantae; Streptophyta; Magnoliopsida; Cornales; Cornaceae
Product: ankyrin repeat-containing protein At5g02620-like
Exons: 3
Coding region: 170-1945 (591 amino acids)
Cellular component (GO): plasma membrane
Molecular function (GO): protein phosphatase regulator activity; protein phosphatase 1 binding
Source: RefSeq, a predicted model, not a curated record
ACCCAAAAAAAAAAAAAACAAACAAGUUGUGUACUCUAAUUUAUUUAAAAUUCAACAAGUUGCAACAACAACGACGCCCAAAGUGAACUGGGAAAGUGAAUAAUUGGGUUGAGGAAGCUAGAGCAGGCUGAAAACUGAGAGGCCAAGCAGAAACCAGUCGCAUAUAGCUAUGGAUCCAGUCUUAUACAACGCAGCCAAAGAGGGAAAUGCUGAUAUCCUCAUACAAAGAGUUGAUCAACUUGAAGUCCAAGUGACCCCCAACAAAAACACGGUUCUCCACAUCGCAGCUCAAUUCGGCCAAACACAAUGUGUGAAAGAGAUCUUACACAACUGCGGUCAAUCACUGCUUUGUUCUUUGAAUGUCAGAGGUGAGACUUGUCUUCACAUUUCCGCAAGGGAAGGACACACCGCCACAGUACAAGCACUCAUUGAUUAUGCGAAAUCAUUCGAAGGGGACCCCAGAAGCUGGAGUACUAGAGCUACUAAGGAUAUGCUCAGGAUGAGGAAUGUGGAGGAUGAGACGGCCUUGUACGAGGCUGUUCGAAAUAAUCAUCUUGACGUCGUUACAAUUUUGAUUGCAGAAGACCCCAAGUUUUUACAUCCACCCAACAAAGCCAAGGAGACUCCCCUUUACCUGGCUGCCCAAGGAUGUCAUCUUUCUAUUCUGUCCAAAAUUUUGGAUAAUAUGAUUAUUUCACAAGCUUACAUUGGUCAAAAUGGUAUUGAGUUCAAUAUUUUGGAAAAUAUCAUUUCAAAAGGAUACAUUGGUCUAAAUGGUGUUCCGUCCAAAAUUUUGGAAAAUUUCAUUUACAUUUCAUCACAAGCUUACAUGGGUCCAGAUGGACGAACAGCUUUACACGCGGCAACAAUUUCUUAUCACCCAGAAUGUAUAAAAAAAUUACACGAUUGGAAGUCAUCACUAAUCAAGCAAGGAGAUGUAUAUGGAUGGAGACCGCUUCACUAUGCUGCAUGGUUUGGUAAUGUAUCAGCAGUUAAACAGCUACUUGAUCUGGAUAAAUCUGUGGCAUACCUUGCUGCACAAGCAGAUGACAAUAUAACGGCUCUUCACUUAGCAGCUAGUCAAGGUCAUCUAGAUAUCAUGAAAACACUUCUUUCGUACUGUCCAGAUUGCUGGGAGAUGACCAACAGAAAAGGCCAGAAUAUCCUUCACAUAGCAGUGGAGCAUGAGAAAAAUGAAAUAAUCAAAUUUAUCUUUGAAAAUUCCUUUUCCAACAGCCUCAGAAAUCAGAAAGACAGAAAUCGAAACACACCUGAUCUGCCCUCACAGGUACCAGAGGUGGGUUACCGAAACAAAUUCAAAGGAAACGAAUCUGCUCGAUUAAACAAGUUGACUGCUAAAAUUUCGGACUACAAUUUGAUAAUUGCUACACUUGUAGCAACCGUGACAUUUGCAGCUGGUUUCACCAUACCAGGUGGCUAUGAUGGUAACGAUGGGCCAAAUCAAGGUAUGGCAGUUUUAAUAAGACGAGCAGCUUUCAAAGUAUUUGUUGUGACGGAUGCUAGUGCUAUGAUCUUCUCCAUUAGCGCUCUAUUUACCCACAUAUCUGCAUCCACUUAUGAAGAUGAAGAUAAGCGCGCUAACGGCUAUCGCAAUGCUCUUGCAACCAUUAUAUGCGCCAUUGGAGCAAUGGUGGUUGCAUUUAUGACUGGCUUUUAUGUUGUGUUGGCACAUUCACCAGUCCUCGCUAUCAGUGUAAUCGUCAUCUGUUCCCUCUUUCUUCUAAAUGCAAUAGGUUUGUUCAUGGAGGCAUACCUUGCAGUAGCUGUUGACCUUAAAAAUGAGGUAAUGACGUUCUUCGUUGAUUUGGCAAGCCCUGUAGUCGGGGGAAAUCGCAUAGUCGUCAUUACAAAAGCGAUUCUCGUCUUCGGCUUCUAUGGAUCGAUUUGUAUUCUGAUAUUAAAAUAUAGAUUUAAGAAAUUUUAGUGAAAGAAAAACAUGAAACAAGUGAAAAUUUCUCAAGACAUGAUCAGUUGGGAGAGAACUGUAUGCUGGAGGACUGGUAUAAAGAAUGAAGAAGUCUCUCCGCACAUCUCAACAUUACAGCUUUAUUUUUUUCAUGUACUUUACUUGCUUUCUAGUUUCAUAUUUAUUUUCAGCAGUUAGUGUAGCUGUAGUUUGUUGGAUCGAUCUCUCUGUUCCCCAUCUUGUAUCCAGUUAUCCAUUAGUGAAUUAUCUGGUUUGCAAAAUCUAUCAUUUCUGUUUUUGCUACAAAA